This is a messenger RNA of Leptonychotes weddellii (Weddell seal), 2681 nucleotides long. The record is from RefSeq and is a predicted model, not a curated record. Lineage: Eukaryota; Metazoa; Chordata; Mammalia; Carnivora; Phocidae.
CCGCGGGCUGCCACAGUCCGCUCACCCGGCGCCAGCCAGCCGCUCCGCUCUGCUCGGCCCCCAGCGACGCGCGCCGGCCAUGACGGGCGCACUGUUCAAGGCGAACUUCUGGAGCUCAGACAUCCUCAGCACCACAGGCUACGACUGCAUCAUUCAGCACCUGAACAACGGCCGCAAGAACUGCAAAGAGUUUGAAGACUUUUUGAAAGAGAGGGCAUCAAUUGAAGAGAAAUAUGGCAAAGACCUUCUCAACCUCUCCAGGAAGAAGCCAUGUGGACAGUUGGAGAUCAACACCCUGAAGCGGGCCCUGGAAGUCUUUAAGCAGCAGGUAGACAGUGUGGCCCAAUGUCACAUUCAGCUUGCCCAGACUCUAAGAGAAGAGGCCAGGAAGAUGGAAGAAUUCAGGGAAAAGCAAAAGCUACAACGGAAAAAGACAGAGAUUUUAAUGGAUGCUGCCCAUAAACAAAAGAGCUUACAGUUCAAGAAAACCAUGGAUGCAAAGAAGAUCUAUGAGCAGAAAUGCCGAGACAAAGAUGAAGCAGAGCAGGCUGUCCACCGGAGUGCCAACCUGGUAAACCCAAAGCAACAAGAAAAGCUUUUUGUGAAACUGGCAACUUUGAAGACCGCAGUAGAAGACUCUGACAAGACGUACAUGAUGCACAUCAGCACCCUGGACAAGAUCCGCGAAGACUGGCAGAGUGAGCACAUCAAGGCCUGCGAGAUGUUUGAAGUUCAAGAAUGUGAACGAAUAAACUUUUUUCGGAAUGCACUGUGGUUACACAUGAAUCAGCUGUCACAACAAUGUGUCACAAGCGAUGAUAUGUAUGAAGAAGUCCGUAAGAGCUUGGAAGCAUGCAGCAUUGAGAAGGACAUUGCAUUUUUUGUGAACAACCGAAAAACUGGACAAACCCCACCAGCACCCAUCAUGUAUGAGAAUUUCUACUGCCUCCAGAAGAAUACAGCCUCACAGGGAAAGGCCCCGGGACCUAACGUAGCAAGAUGCUCCUGACUAUUCCUUGGUUGAUGACUACAGUCUGAUCUACCAGUAACAUCAAUGAACACAACUCCCUUCCCGGCUGGUGCUUCGAUGGCAUGGGAGGAAGCACUCAGAGCAGGAGCAUCUCUAGCCAAGCUAUGUCAGUCAUGAAACUUUGAAGUGAGACCUUGCUGUCAUGUUCUGGUAUUUUAUAUUGAUGGUAGACAUUUAGAUCAACUGAGGUUAGGGAAGUUCUGAAAUUUUUAAAAGAAGCUUACACAUUGCCCCAGACUGAAGAAUUACCCUUUUCCUCUCAGUUACCAACAUUGUGAAUGAAUUGUGUUAUCUCCUUGAUUCCGGAAAAUCUCUGGAUUUGGAGCCUUGACUCUUCUUGUGGGGGGAGAGGUGGCUGCAGAGGGGUCCACGCCAUCAGCCUGUAGGCGCGUCUUUGGCUUUGGGGGCAGCGUGGCUGUGGAAUGUUCCACAGCAGGACGCGCCCUCAGUGGUGCAGAAUUAUAAAUCCCCUUCCUUUUUGGCUGGAGGACUGAGAGGGCAUCUGAUCAUACUUUCUUAUAUUUUACAGAUGAGGAAAUGAGGCCCAGAAGUGUGAAAUCCAUUUCCUUACUGAUUAGGGACAGAACCAAAACCAGAGUGUAAGCUCAUCCCACAUCACCAUUCGUCCUAAUCCUUCCUGAGGCUAUGGUGCUCGUGUUGAAAUUUCAGUCACCAAAUGUUUUUGCCAGUGUCCUUUCAGUUGGGAAAAUUACCAGGGUUUAAAUGUCAGAUUUAUUUUUAUAUGACUCACUGUGUGUGCUGAAGUACAGAGCACCAUAUUUAAUUUAGUCUAAGAAGGUGUUUGUAAAGCAUGCCAUUAUUUUAUAUACCACUGAGAAAGUUAGGUGGGGGACUUGACCGUUAACUUGUGACAGUUAAUGGCCAAGUCCAUUUGAAUUUGAUUUGUGAAAGCGUGGGGGAAAAAAAGUACAUCCUAAAAUCCAUGUAACAAGAUAUUUUGACUCCAUUCCUAAAAGAAAUUCUAGAGCUCCAAAGCCAGUCCUCCAUCCUGGGUCUUCUUCACAGAGAAUCUUUCCCUUGCUAGAUUCUGGAAUUUUUAAAAGUGUUAAUCUUACCCUUUCACAGGUAUUUGAGUCUUUCUUUUUCUUACCCACAAACAGUAGGGAGACUACAUCCCUUUUGUUGUAUAAUAUCCACACUCCACAAGAAAACAACACAUUGCAGUUAAUAACAAAUUAAAACUAGCACUGGUACUUAUUUGGUAUGUUGUAAAAGUCUGUUGGCACAAAGAGCACAUAUUUUCUUCUCCUGCCCGUGUAAUAGAUUUCUCAGAACUAUGCAUAAAUUGAUUGAAACAAGAUUAUUUCCCCCCAUUUAAUGUAAGGUGUUACUGAAAGUGGCAGCUUCUUCUCAUGACAGGAAACUUGCAUCAAUUGGAUAUCCUUUUGACAAACUGAAGUUUGCAAAGGGCCAUUGACUUCCCCAGAUUGAGCAGGCUCAGGAAAUUUUCCUUCGAACUCAGAACAUUCUGUUUUUAAGUAUUUUAUUUAUUGUUGGCAAUUCCUCAGGGAUUUCACUUUUCUAUUGGUCAAUGUCAUUGAUGUAAAAGUUUUAUGAAUUGAAAAUAUUUUAAUUUUAUGGCUUUUUCAGUUUGAUAUGAAGUAAAAUAAAGGUUCCUGGUGAUUUGCGA